This is a messenger RNA of Spirodela intermedia, 1896 nucleotides long. The record is from the annotation of a GenBank genome assembly. NCBI's taxonomy places the organism in Eukaryota, Viridiplantae, Streptophyta, Magnoliopsida, Alismatales, Araceae.
AUGAUAGAGAAGAUCGACGAGCUCAAAGAGAAGGUCAUCUACUUGAGAACCCAGAAGUCCCAGCUUCGCGACAGGCUCAUGAAGGCCGAAACCCUAGCUGCCCAGUUGAGGACCAAGCAAGCCGAGCUUACGUCGGCGGUCCAGGAGAAGCAGGGCAAGCUCUCCGCCAUGGAAGAAGACUCGAUCAAGAUCAACAUGGAGCUCACUUCCCUCAGAGAACUCGUACAGCAGCAGAAGCAGCAAGCUUACUCCGGCGAGACGGAGGAGCAGCAGCAGCAGCAAGCUCCCGCCGGCGAUACGGAGGAGGAGGAGCAGCCACAAGUUCCCGCCGGCGAUACGGAGGAGCAGGAGCAGCCACAAGUUCCCACCGGCGAUACGAACGAGCAGCAGCAGCCACAAGUUCCCGCCGGCGAUACGAACGAGCAGCAGCAGCAGCAAGUUCCUGCCGGCGAUGCGGAGGAGCAGCAACAGCAGCAAGUUCCCGCCGGCGAUAGGGAGGAGCAGCAGCAGCAACAAACUCCCACCAACCAUACGGAGGAGCAGCAGCAGCAACAAACUCCCACCAACCAUACGGAGGAGCAGCAGCAGCAGCAAGCUCCCGCCGGCGAUACGGAGGAAGAGAAGCAGCAGCAAGCUCCCGCCGGCGAGACGGAGGAAGAGAAGCAGCAGCAAGCUCCCGCCGGCGAGACGGAGGAAGAGAAGCAGCAGCAAGCUCCCGCCGGCGAGACGGAGCAACAGCAGCAGCAGCAAGCUCCCGCCGGCGAUACGGAGCAACAGCAGCAGCAGCAGCAAGCUGACGCCAGCGAGACGGAGCAACAGCAGCAGCAGCAAACUCCCGCCGGCGAGACGGAGCAACAGCAGCAGCAGCAGCAAGCUGACGCCGGCGAGAUCGAGGAACACCAGCAGCAGGCUCCUGCCGGAGAGACGGAACAACACCAGGAGCAGCAAGCUGACGCCGGCAGUACGGAGCAACAGCAGGAGCAAGCUUCCGCGAGUGAGACGGAGCUGUGGCAGCAGCAACAACAGCAAGCCCCCGCCGGAGAGAUGGAAAUGCACCAGCAGCAAGCUAAUGCCGGCGAGAUGGAGCUGCAGCAAGGCCAGCAAGCUGACUCCGGCAAGACGGAGCAUCAGGAACCAUGGAUCCAUUCGGAAGACUGGACUCUGCCAGACCGCGGCAAGGGAGAGGUCGUGGGUAAAGGAGACGAGGUUAAAGACGGGGGAGAGAACGACGGCCCAGAGAGAGAAAAUUCCAAGAGAGAGACCUGGUUGACGCUGGAGACCAACGUUGACGAGGGUAAGGACGUUUCAGAGGAGAGAAUCCAGGGUCAGGAAUCCCUGAUCAAAGAAGCUGAUCUUCAGCUGGAGGGUACCGCCAUGGAUGGAGAGCUUCCAAGCUUGAAGGAGGAAGAUGGAAUCUCCGACGCUGCGGCGGCGAAAGCUAGCGUUUUGCAAGACAAGCCGGCGAAGGUCUCUUCAGAAGAAUCGGAGGGUAGAAAACGAGGGCGGCGGUCCCACAGGAGGAGAGCCAAGGGGAGGAGGAGAAGUGGCAGCGGCGGCGGCGCCACCUCUCCGGCGCACAAAGCGGCGGCUUCCGAGGAUCCCCAUGAAAAUCAUCAAACUUCGCGGGAGCUCGGCCCGGAGGAGUCAGCGCGCUCUAAUGGCGAAGGUAAUUCUGAGAAUACCAGAGGAAGACGACCAGAAGGGGAGGAGACGAUCGGAAGGACAAUCAUGGCGGGAGAAGGGGAGAAGGUGGAAGACAAUAUCGGCGAGGAAGGGAGAACCACGCAGGUAGAAGUCAACGAGAUCGUGGAAGAGAGAAAGGGAGGGGGGGGCGGCGUCCUCCGCCUGCGAGGCUCUGCCGCCGGCGCUGAUGAGGGCGGCUUUCAGAGACCUUGA